Messenger RNA from Peniophora sp. CBMAI 1063, 1158 nucleotides. The record is from the annotation of a GenBank genome assembly. NCBI's taxonomy places the organism in Eukaryota, Fungi, Basidiomycota, Agaricomycetes, Russulales, Peniophoraceae.
AUGCGCGCUGUCGACCCAACUUACCCUUUCUAUCCCAUCGCCUGCAUCCUCGCUUCGUCUAUGCUCAUUCUAGUCCUUUCGACUAGUCUCUUACGCCAGAAGUGGAAUCUAGGCGUCACCUUCUUGUGUUUCUGGUUGUUUUUUGAGAAUCUUUGCGGGGCAGUAGACGCCAUCGUAUGGUCCGACAAUGCCAACCUGAGAUUGUACGUAUGGUGCGACAUUGUGACGCACUUGUCGAAUAUCACAUUUAUGAUUAAACCUCUGUCAACAUUCAUCAUCAUCCGCCGGCUUUACUUGAUCGCAAGCAUCCAGUCAGUGGAACUGCUUACAAAAGCAGAGAGGCGAUGGGACCUGGCAGUAGAGUGGACUCUGGGUCUGGUCCUGCCCAUCCUCGUGGCUGGUCCCAUAUACUACGUAAACCAGGGUGCUCGAUUUGCCAUUUACGAGGGAUUUGGGUGCCAGUCUACCAAAGACGCGUCAAUCCUGGUUGUCUUGAUUGAAGACUCUUGGACCGUCAUCUUUCCUCUGGUAUCCGUGGUAUUCUACUAUCCAAAAGUGGCAAAAACAUACUAUCGUCAGAGGAGAGACAUCAACAGCUUCCUGCGCAGCGACCACUCGGUCUCGCGCACGAACUAUCUUCGCAUUCUCAUUCUCGCCAGUCUCGACAUUUUGCUCACGUUACCCAUCAGCACCGUGACCAUUGCUUUGGACAUAGCAGGGGCACUAUCCGCUCUCGGUUUCCCAUUUUAUCCAGGUUGGAGUCUUAUACACUCCAGAUGGGAGCCCGUAAGCUUUUCCUACGCCCAACUGCAAGCCUUUGGGACUUCCGAGCUUGCUCUGUUGUACUUUUCUCACUGGACCUCUCCUGUACUCGCAUUCGCCAUCUUUGGACUCUUUGGAAUGACGUCCGAAGCCCGCACGUCCUACUCCAACGUCAUCUGGACGGUCGGAGGCUGGUUCGGUUGGAAGCCCUCUCAGCGGGGGCGAAACGGACAAGCAUCUCUAGGAGAAAUAGAGUUUGGCUCGCGGCCGCAGGCGGCGGACGCCUCAGGAUUCGAUCUCGAGAUCGGGUCACGCCCCCCUAGCUUCAUCAAUGCAGGUGCCCCAUCUACGAAACAGGAAGUCCCAGCCGUCGGUUCCACUCAAGCAUGUAAUUGA